AUGGCAUUCUCCUCUACAAUCGCGGUGAUCCUGACGGCGGCGGUCCUGGUGGCGGCCGCCGGAGUCGCGGAGGCGCAGAUGGACUGCGCCGCCCAGCUGAUGCCGUGCGUGCCCUAUCUGAACUCGACGAGGCCGUCGGCAGAAUGCUGCAACGCCAUCCGGCAGGUGGUGAGUACUCAGCUCCACUGCCUCUGCAGCCUGUACAAAAAUCCGGCGGCCUUGCCGGGGAUCAACAUCACUCAGGCGCUCAUGGUCCCCACCCACUGCAACAUCCCCACUGACGUCAGCGCCUGCAGUGCUUUGGCUCCAACAGGUUCCUCACACACCCCUCCAGGCGUGUCCGGGAGCGAUGGCAAUGGCGCGAGCACGAUGACGUCAUGGAUGGCGAUGCCAGCCUUACUCUUACUCUUGGCCUUCACAUAUCUCCAUUAG
This is a messenger RNA of Striga hermonthica, 432 nucleotides long. The record is from the annotation of a GenBank genome assembly. NCBI's taxonomy places the organism in Eukaryota, Viridiplantae, Streptophyta, Magnoliopsida, Lamiales, Orobanchaceae.